AUGAAGGGACAACAGGGCGUCUCCUUGGUGCUGCUGCUUCCCCUGCUGCUGCCACCGGGCCCAGCUUGGCAUGCGGCUGCCCAACGCUGCCCACAGACGUGCGUUUGCGACAAUUCCAGGCGGCAUGUCGCCUGUCGGCACCAGAACCUCACUGAGGUGCCAAACGCCAUCCCUGAGCUGACUCAGCGGCUGGACCUCCAAGGCAACGUGCUGAAGGUGAUCCCCCCAGCUGCCUUCCAGGAGCUGCCUUACCUGACACAUCUGGACCUGCGGCACUGCCAGGUGGAGCUGGUGGCCGAGGGCGCCUUCCGCGGCCUGGGCCGCCUGCUCCUCCUCAACCUGGCCUCCAACCGCCUGAGCUCCCUGCCCCAGGAAGCCCUGGACGGGCUGGGCUCACUGCAGCGGCUGGAGCUGCAGGGGAAUAUGCUGGAGGAGCUGCGGCCGGGCACGUUCGGGGCACUGGGUGCGCUGGCCACCCUGAACCUGGCCCACAACGCCCUCGUCUACCUGCCCGCCAUGGCCUUCCAGGGGCUGACGCGCGCCCGCUGGCUGCAGCUGUCCCACAACGCCCUCAGCGUGCUGGCCCCCGAGGCCCUGGCCGGCCUGCCCGCCCUGCGCCGGCUCAGCCUGCACCACAACGAGCUGCAGGCCCUGCCGGGGGCAGCCUUGGCCCAGGCCCGCGCCCUGGCCCGGCUCGAGCUGGGCCACAACCCCUUCACCUACGUGGGCGAGGAGGACGGGCUGGCGCUGCCGGGCCUCCGGGAGCUGACGCUGGACCACGGCGCCCUGCAGGCCCUGGAGCCCAGGGCCUUCGCCCGCUGCCCGCGCCUGCACACGCUGGACCUCCGUGGGAACCAGCUGGACACCCUGCCGCCCCUGCAGGGCCCCGGGCAGCUGCGCCGGCUGAGGCUGCAGGGGAACCCUCUGUGGUGCGGCUGCCAGGCCCGGCCGCUGCUCGAGUGGCUGGCGCGGGCGCGUGUGCGCGCGGACGGCGCGUGCAGGGGCCCCCGGCGCCUUCGAGGCGAGGCCCUGGACGCCCUGAGGCCCUCGGACCUGCGCUGCACCGGAGGCAGGGCGGAGGAGGAGGAGGAAGAGCUGCUGCUGGCGGCCGCGCGGCCCCGCGCCCCCGAGGGCGCCUCCAAGGGGGACGACGGGGCGGCCGAGCCCUGCCCGCGGGCCUGCGUGUGCGUCUCCGAGUCCCGGCACAGCGGCUGCGAGGGCCGCGGCCUGCAGGCCGUGCCCCGCGGCUUCCCCGGCGACACCCAGCUCCUGGACCUGAGGCGGAACCGCUUCCCCGUGCUGCCCCGGGCGGCCUUCCCGGGCCUGGGCCGCCUGGUGUCGCUGCACCUGCAGCACUGCGGCAUCACGGAGCUGGAGGCGGGCGCCCUGGCGGGGCUGGGCAGCCUGAUCUACCUCUACCUCUCUGACAACCGGCUCUCGGGCCUCAGCGCUGCUGCCUUCGAGGGGGUCCCCCGCCUCGGCUACCUGUACCUGGAGCGCAACCGCUUCGGGCGAGUGCCGGGGGCCGCCCUGCGCGCCGUGCCCGGCCUCGUUUCCCUGCACCUGCAGAGCAACGCCGUGGACCGCCUGGAACCGGGGGACCUGGCAGGCACGCAGGCCUUGCGCUGGCUCUACCUGAGCAGCAACCGCAUCGCCCAAGUGGCCCCCGGGGCAGUGGGCCCGGCUGGAGAGCUGGAGGAGCUGCACCUUGACAGGAACCAACUGCGAGAGGUGCCCACUGGGGCCUUGGAGGGGCUGCCUGCCCUCCUGGAGCUGCAGCUCUCGGGGAACCCUCUCGAAGCUCUGCCGGAUGGGGCCUUCCGGUCUGUGGGCCAGUCACUGCGGCACCUCUUCCUGAACAGCAGUGGCCUGGAGCAGAUUUCUCCCAGGGCCUUCUCGGGCCUGGGACCCCGGCUCCAGAGCCUGUACCUACAGAAGAACCAGCUGCGGGCCGUGCCUGCCCUGCCCCAUCUCAGCCAGCUGGAGCUCCUUGACCUCAGCGGCAACCCCUUCCACUGCGACUGCCAGCUGCUCCCGCUGCACAGGUGGCUCACUGGGCUGAACCUGCGUGUGGGGGCCACGUGUGCCAGCCCUCCCAGUGCCCAUGGCCAGAGGGUGAAGGCUGCGACGACUGUUUUUGAAACCUGCCCAGGCUGGGCUGCCAGGAAGGCCAAGCGGACGCCGGCCGCCAGGCCCAGUGCCAGGAGCAGCCCCGGGAAGGGGAGACGGUGGAGAGCAGACAAGGUGGGGAAGGAGAAGGGCCGCCUCUGAGCACUGGCGCAGGCCGGCCCUGCCUUGAUCCCGCCCGGGAGGCUCUUACUCUCUUCAGG
Prionailurus viverrinus (fishing cat) is the source of this 2330-nucleotide messenger RNA. It is a transcript of the gene CHADL, whose product is annotated as chondroadherin like. Gene Ontology annotation, cellular component: plasma membrane. Gene Ontology annotation, molecular function: protein binding. The record is from RefSeq and is a predicted model, not a curated record. The transcript is spliced from 6 exons. NCBI's taxonomy places the organism in Eukaryota, Metazoa, Chordata, Mammalia, Carnivora, Felidae. The coding region runs from base 1 to 2271 and encodes 756 amino acids.